Anopheles cruzii is the source of this 2060-nucleotide messenger RNA. Its product is annotated as zinc finger protein 829-like. The transcript has 2 exons. Gene Ontology annotation, cellular component: nucleus. Gene Ontology annotation, biological process: regulation of transcription by RNA polymerase II. The record is from RefSeq and is a predicted model, not a curated record. Lineage: Eukaryota; Metazoa; Arthropoda; Insecta; Diptera; Culicidae. Gene Ontology annotation, molecular function: zinc ion binding; RNA polymerase II cis-regulatory region sequence-specific DNA binding; DNA-binding transcription activator activity, RNA polymerase II-specific. The coding region runs from base 51 to 1820 and encodes 589 amino acids.
AACAAAAAUAGUGUGUUGACAUUGAACAUUGUUGUUAAUUGUGUAUCAAAAUGAGCUUAUUGUGUCGACUAUGCUUGUGCUCGAUAAGGAAUAAGAGACGGACGCCCAUGAAAAAUGAACAGCUGUGUGCGAUGAUGGAACGCGUGUUUUGUUUCGUGGUCGCCGAUGAGGAACACUUUCCGGCAGAGGUUUGUUGGAAGUGCUUCUGCUGGGUGCGGGACUUCAGUUGGUUCAGCCAGCGAGUGCAGGCCGUCCAGGAGCUGCUGAAUCGCGAAUAUAUUUUCGGAAAUACUUCCCUUUCCGAAGCAUCGCAUGUGAAAUCUCAUCCCGCACUUGCCUCAGCCGAUGACACCGAAAUCGAACCGCCAGCGACAAGCGAGACCAGUCUGAUCGAAGACGAUGCUGUUGGUGAGCACCAAAUGCCCACCAAAUUCUGCCCCGAUCUAUCGGCUGAAGACGAAGAGCAGAUGCAGAUGCUCGAUGGCGAACCUGUUAAGGAGGAGGUUUUGGAAGACGAGAACGACUACGACGGCGAGGACAUUGCUACUAUGUCGGACCUUGACUCGAUUGUGAAAAUGGGAUCGGUUCGAGCAAUCAAUACAUUUACGGACAUCGAAUCUCUUGUGGAAACGGAACAUGCAGCGGACAUGGAAAAUUUAAUUAAAGCCGGUUAUUCUGUGGAGAUAGAAUCUGCUGAACCUAUGCCGACUGCCGCCGACUACUCACUGGAAGGCGACCUACUAGCCGAGCUCGAGAUACCGUGUGACGCGGAUACUCAGAUCCAGAUUUUGGACAACGAAGAAAAUGUGCCAACAGUACAGCCUCAUGGUACACGGCCCACUCGCACUUUUCCGAUCGUGCCGGCCUACAAACUACCUCGUAACGAGCACGACAGUGACACUCUAAUAAAGCAGUUUCUGGAUUACAAAUGCGAACUGUGCCCGGACGCGGAGCGAAAACAGUCAUUCGACACGUUCUACAGUUUGCGGAUACACUACGAGGAAGAGCAUGACACGCCAGGUUACAUGCGCUGUUGUAACCGAAAGUUCCACCGCCGGAACUGGUUGAAAGAGCACAUCAAUCAUCACCGUGGAGUGUAUCGCUGUAAAACGUGCGACAAAGUUUUCUGCGCCGAACGAACCCUGCGCUGGCACGAGGAGAACAUGCACAAGGAGCUGGGCUGGAUAUUGGAGCCAGACGAGCGACCAUUUGAGUGCGACACGUGUGGGUACACGUGCACCAACGCAAAGUCACUGGCCAGCCACAAGCAAAGGCAUAGGAAAAAAGAGUGCCCCAUUUGCAACAUCGUCUAUAAUGCCAAUUCGCUCAAAACGCACAUGGCACACGUGCACCAAAUAGGUGAGAUACUGAUUUGCGAGAUGUGUGCCCAUAAAUCUUAUUCGAAGCAGGCAAUGGAUAAGCACAAGAUGCUUCACCAUGCCAACGGGGACACCAAGUUUGUCACGACCUGCCAGUAUUGUGGAAAAGGUUUCCAGCGUCCAGAACGUUUGAAAGCGCACAUCAUCUACAACCACACGCAAAAGGGGCAGGUUUAUCAGUGCGACAUUUGUGGCCGAAACAGCCCCAACAGCAGGGCGCUUUACGAGCACAAAUCAAGAAUUCAUGCAGAAAAGCGUUUCCCGUGCGAGUACUGCGGUAAGGUGUUUGCCCGGAAGCUCUACCUUAGCGACCACCUGUCCACCCAUACGGGCAAUCGGAAGUACGAGUGCAAAAUAUGCGGCGUAAAGUACAGUUCGCGGGGAAACAUCGCCAACCACCGGAAAAAGAAGCACCCGGAACUGGUGCUCCUAAAGAAAUGAAACACAGGAAAUGUGUGCGCCGUUUGUUUUUACAAUAUGUUUGUUUAAUAAGUUUUAGUUUUAGUGAAUCAAGUAACCUAAAUAAAGUGUACAAUCUCCAAGCCGCCUGAGAUCUUGAUCAUUCCGUCACGGGCGAUCGCCUCACCUCAUCCACUCGCCUCUUGCUGCAGCAGCUUCCGGCGGGCUUCCCACUCGACCGGAUGUUUGUUUUUCCGAUGCGAGUACUUGUUCGCGUUGGAA